CAAAGCCCUUCAGUCUACAAUUCGCUGUUGAGAAAAGCGCGCGCGAAUUUGUAAAUAUGGCGCGAAAAUUGUUGUUACGUGAAAUAAAAGAAUUGAAAUCUGUUAGAAAAUUGUCUGCGAGUGUGAAAUUGAAUAAAAAUGAACAAUUUAUAGUCAAAUCAUCGAUUCCUGAUGUAGUAGUUCCCGAUAUGAAAUUUUUAGACCGGCUUUGGAUUGAUUCUCAUCGAUGGAAUAGCAACCAUAUCGCUCUUAAAUGUGCAGAAACAAAGAAGACCUACACGUUUGCAGAGUUAUGGAAGUAUACAGCAGUAUUCGCGACAUCCCUUCGGAAGAAAUUAGGGUUACAAGCAAACGAUGUUGUAGCAGUAAUGUUACCUAAUUGCCCAGAGUUUCCUGUAGUUGCUUUUGGAUCGCUACAGGCGGGAUGUAUUGUGACUACAAUAAACCCUAUUUAUAAAGAAAUGGAGAUAGGCCAUCAAGUGGCGACAACAAAUCCAAAAGUGGUGGUCACAAUAUCCGAAUGUUACGAAAACCUUAGAAAAGGUCUACAAAGUGCUAAAAGUCAAGCUAAAAUUGUUCUAUUAGACAAACCAAACAAAACCUUACCAGAUGGAGCUAUAAGAUUUUCUGAAAUCGCUGAAAAUGGAGAGGCUGAUUAUGUUAUGUUGGAAAAAAUUGAGAGGAAGAAAGAUGAUGUUGCUUUUAUACCGUUUUCUAGUGGAACAACAGGUCUUCCCAAAGGAGUUGAUAUAACGCAUGGGAAUUUACUAGCCAGUAGUACUUUGAUGAGCCAAAAGCCUAAUGAUUUCGCGUUGAUGGCUGAUGCAAAUUAUCAAGACAUAGUGCCCUGUAUCCUGCCAUUCUUCCACAUCUAUGGGCUAGUGGUAACAUUAAUAGGGCAUAUAACCAAGGGCUGCCAAUUGGUCACGAUGCCCCGAUUUUCUGCAACUACCUUCUUUGAUGUUCUGAAGAACGAUAAACCACAUCUUUUGUAUGUGGUUCCGCCUAUUGUAAUACUGCUAGGAAAACAUCCCGAUGUAAAAGCAGAACAUUUCACAAACGUUCGUAGAAUUAUAUGUGGAGCCGCACCGCUAGCGGCGUCUGAUGCUGAUGCUAUCCUGGAAAAGAGUAAAUCAAACCUAGCGUUUGGACAAGGUUUCGGAGCAACAGAAACGUGUUCGCUAACAACUACCACAUUUAUAGACACAAAGAUAGAAGACUAUGCGUCGUGUGGCGAACCGAUGGUUAAUGUUGAAUUGAAGUUUGUUGAUCCAGUUACUGGAAAUGAUGUGCCUAUUGGUGAAUCGGGAGAAUUGUUAGUAAGAUCACCAACACUAAUGAAAGGUUACCACAAAAACGAGAAAGCAACUAAAGAAUCAAUUACUGAAGAUGGUUUCUUCAAAACUGGAGACCUUGGGUAUUAUAAGCCUGAUGUCGGAUUGUACGUGACUGAUAGGAUUAAGGAACUUAUUAAGGUUAAAGGAAUGCAAGUAGCACCAGCGGAAUUGGAAAGUUUGCUCCGAUCGCAUCCAGCCGUUCAGGAUGCUGCUGUUAUUGGAGUACCCCACGAAUUCCACGGCGAAGUACCAAAAGCAUUUAUUAUAAAGAAAAAUGGUCUCAGCGCGACCCCUGAGGAACUCCAAGACUUUGUCGCGAACCAAGUGGCCUCAUUCAAGAAAAUAGAAGAAGUUGUUUUCGUAAAUGAAAUACCUAAAACUAGUACAGGAAAGAUUUUAAGGAAGGAUUUGAAGAAAAUGUACGCUUAGUGAAAUAAUAUAUAAGUUUCAUAAAAGAGACUGAAUCAAAUGCUUGGAUGAAAUCACUUUAGAAAUGUUUAAGAAAUGAAAUAUAUUUUUCGUAUUUUUUAUUCUAUUAUGACUUGAGAAGUCAGUUACGAGAGUUUAUAUUUAUAAAAUAAUGGG
Colias croceus (clouded yellow) is the source of this 1922-nucleotide messenger RNA. RefSeq names its product 4-coumarate--CoA ligase 2-like. Gene Ontology annotation, biological process: fatty-acyl-CoA biosynthetic process; long-chain fatty acid metabolic process. Gene Ontology annotation, cellular component: mitochondrion. Gene Ontology annotation, molecular function: long-chain fatty acid-CoA ligase activity. NCBI's taxonomy places the organism in Eukaryota, Metazoa, Arthropoda, Insecta, Lepidoptera, Pieridae. Bases 57 to 1766 code for a protein of 569 amino acids. The transcript has 9 exons. The record is from RefSeq and is a predicted model, not a curated record.